Eleginops maclovinus (Patagonian blennie) is the source of this 3752-nucleotide messenger RNA. RefSeq names its product family with sequence similarity 189 member B (gene entrep3). The record is from RefSeq and is a predicted model, not a curated record. Bases 1 to 2235 code for a protein of 744 amino acids. The transcript has 14 exons. NCBI's taxonomy places the organism in Eukaryota, Metazoa, Chordata, Actinopteri, Perciformes, Eleginopidae. Gene Ontology annotation, cellular component: membrane.
AUGCCUUCACCGUCGGACUCCAGCAGCGUGGCUUCGGCCUCGGGGUCUCGAGGUUGGUCUGACAGCCGCAGGGGCAUGUCGGGCCGGGGGCCUGGUGGGGCACGGCUGCUCCUCUACCUGGGGCUUUGCCACCUGGGCCUCGGGGCCAUGGUCCUGGCCUUCUCUUUCACCAGCAUGGCCUUCACCUCUUCAGCUCGCGUCAGGCAGUCUUGUCCAUUUUGGGCUGGAUUCUUUGUGGUGGCAUCAGGAAUAGUUGGAAUAAUCUCAUGGAGGAGACCUCUGACACUGGUGGUGUCACUGUUCAUGCUGUUGUCUGCAGUGUGUGUGAUCCUCAGUCUGGCCGGCUCCAUGCUCUCCUGUCAGAACGCACAGAUGGUCAAGUCCAUGCUCACCUGCCAGGUGGAGAAUGGUCUGUGUGUGUGUUGUGCGCCCACUCAGUCCUGCUCCAUCACAGAGGAGGAAACCCUGGUCCUCUACCUGAAUGCUGACUGUCACUCGGUCAGACAUCAGCUAAAGGACCUUUUGUUCAGCGCAUGCGGUCUCAGCAUUCUCUCCACCAUCAUCUGCACUCUGUCCACUGUAACCUGCAGUAUCCACAUAUUCUCUCUGGACCUUGUGCACCUGCUGGCCCCACAUCGCUCUCGUUCAGUCAACCCAGAAUGCACCACUCCUCAGGACGCCUUCCUGACCAACAUCAUGGACUUUGAAGAGUUUGUCCCACCCAUCCCUCCGCCCCCAUACUAUCCUCCAGAGUACACCUGCAGCUCUGAAACAGACGCUCAGAGCAUCACGUAUAAUGGCUCCAUGGAGAGCCCUGUUCCUCUCUACCCCACCGACUGCCCCCCUCCUUAUGAAGCUGUGAUGGGACAAAGAGCUGCAAGCCAGGCAACAGUGUUUGACCACCACGGCACUGAGCUAUCUGGAGAGAGAGGAACUUCUACUGCCUUCAGUGGAGAAGUGUCCAUGGACAGUGGAUCUCUGUUGAUGUCAGAGAUCGUGGACAUCCCUGAUGACUCCUCUCCCUCUGAGGACUCCUGUCUUAUGGAGGUUGGGCUAAGGACCCAUGGGGAGAGGGGCCACAGGAACAUGAGUGAAGGGGGAGACGUUGGAGACAGCGGGGAGUACAUCAGCUUUCGUGGUCCCCCGUCUCAGACGCCCGAAAGUCCUUUGGCAGGUGGGCCGAGAGCCAGACGCUUCAUCAGAGGAGAGAGGUCGAACUCCUGCUCUUCACCCAGCACAGCAACCACCACAUACAGGUCUCCAUUAUUGCGUCGCCAGGCAGUGAUAGCUAGUAGCUGUUCCCAGCUUGAGGCGAUCGGGAAAUCCAGCUCUCCACAGCGAUCCUCCAUCCCAGAGUUUCGAAUUCAGCCCUCCACUCCCUCACGCCCAGGAGCUACCCCAAACCCCUCUGCUCCUCCCAUUUCAUCCUCAGCUACAUGUGAGCAGAGUGCUGGUGAAAGUUAUGGGCCUCCGCUAACAGGUCAACCAUUGUACCUUCGACGAAAACCCGGGAAGAUUGAAAAGAAUGGAGAGCGGGUAAGAAGGGAUAGUGAAGGGCUCCUGCGUCUUGUGAGGUCACACAGUGAACCAGGCCUCGGCUCUUCCACCGACACAGUUGACUUUGGCUCUGGAGACAGCAAAGUAUCCAUGGACACAGGUCCAUCCUCUGAGGCAUUUCUUCUGCCCCGCACCUCUUUGAAUCCUGCUGCAGCUCUGCCAAGGAAAAGCAGCAUGAAAUCUGCAGCCACAGGGGUUCCAGUCCCUGCUAAACAUCCCCCCACCCCACCACUGCAUUUACCUAAAGACUGUCACCGUUCCCUGGGAGACCUUAAGGUGACUCGAGGUCUUGUGGCUCGCUUCCUGCAGCGCUCCAAACGCAACAUAUCACCCUCCUCCGAGCACGCUGGGAGCACAGGGCAAGGGCCUAAGAGAAGGAGUGUAGUUGAGGGUGCUGCCACCAACCAUCUGCAAUUGGAACAAGUGUUGCUGACCCCUUGGAGCACCAGCCGAGGACACCCCAAUCAUCACUCACAUCACUCUCAUCGCCGUGGACACCACCAUUCCCAUAGUGACAGUCGACAUAACCGGCACCACGGCAGUCAAGCACCAGAGGGAAUACACCUUCGAAGCUGUGGAGAUUUAAGCUACUCGUCCUCUGCGUCACUUUGCCGACUAGUGACACCUCAUCCACCGCAUGGGUCAUCGGGAGCUCUGUACUCAGAGUCUGCACUGUGAGCAGGGGGAAGGAGGGAUGGAGGAGGAAAAUUGGAAGAAUAUGAGUUGAUAGGGUUGUUAGGAAGUUAGGAGGCAGGCUAAUGAAAGUCUGAGACGGUUGAGUGGCGAUAUCUAGCUCUAGAAAUGGGAAAGUGUUCCCUUCUUUUCCUCUUUGGUCAGUUUGCCGAAACCAAGUGUCCAAAUGGCCUUAUUCAGUGGUGCUCUUUAUCACUCUGAACAUCAGCCCAAAGCUCACACUAUUUCACUGCUCAACAUCAGUGAAAGAGUCACUAAAUGCCUGGCAGUGGGUCCCUGUUCGAACAGCAAAUGGGAAGCAUCUUUUCUGCUGUAUUCUCCACUCCCCCUCUCUGAUCAGCAGACAUAUUUUUCCCCAAGACUGGAUACAGAACUCGACCAACAUUCAUGCUUCAACAACCACUUACUCACAUGUACAUUCGGUAAACUGCAUUAUUAUGGGUUGCUAUAUACUUCUGGCUCUUUUGUACAUUGCUAUUCAUCCACCGGAUCACUCAGGUGAAGUGAUCAUGGAAACACUUAUUUUUUGUCUUUCAUUGAUCAAAAAAAGGACCUCAAUAGACAUAUAGUUAGCUGAGUAUAUAAUGUAAGAUGAACAGACGAGAUUGCAUUUGCACAUGGAAACAUCUUUACUGAGUUGCUAAUUUUGUCUUUUAUUUUCACAAUUCAGAUACCCACACUCUCCACAUUUUUCCACUUUCACACUGGCCUUCAAAAAGGCAGCCAGCAUUUUUAACAUUGACAUUAAUGCACGCCUCAGACACAUGCUAAGCGUUUGAAAUGUAUUCUCUGUUGGUGGCCCUUGGACAUGGUGGUAUGAUUUGCAUAUGUGCAUGUUUUGCUACAGCCCCCGAAAUACAGCAGGAACCUUGUGCAUUCAACCCUGACCGUCUGUGAAACUACGUAACACGUCCUCAGAAUGUCUUUAACUGCAUGUUUGACGAUGCUUAUAUCUUUUUUUUCCUCUUGCACCCAAGACUAUGAUAGUAUCCAUAGGAGAUGUGUUUGUGUUAUAGAUAGCUGAAGGGGAAGGUCAGAGUCAAAAUGCGCUGUGCUCCCAAAGUUUUCUGUCAGAUGGCUCAAAUAAUGUCUCUGCAACCUAAUUUGAUUUUGAUAGGGUUUGAAAAUUAGUGCACAGGCAUCUCUGUGACACUGGCUAAAGCAGGAGGAUCCUGGAAGGUAAAAGGAGUACAUUGCACUGUCACUCUGAUGACAAGACGAGUCUCUUGCAAUAAAUGUACAGACAAAUGUGUUUUGGGUUCGGGUUUGCACUAUGUGUUGGUACGGUUUCUCUUUGAACUUGAGGGGGUUGUGGAUAGGAGGUAAAUGAACAAAAACUUGGGCUGAUGAGAGUGAACAUUUGUUGGUUUUGGCAGCUCUACAUUUUGAAGUAUAUUAAUAUUUGUGUCAGAUGGAGUUAUUUCUUUUUUGGAAAGUAUUUUUCGUGUGCUCACUAAGUGAUGAUAAUGGCUCCAUAUCAGUAAAGACACAGUUUGAAAACA